AUGUCGACCAAAUAUGUGAAAUGUUCACUCUCUUGCGAUCAUUCAUGCUCUCUUUGCCUCAGAUCUUGCUUCAAAAAGCGAGCAAGACUGAGAGAGAGGCCCACCUUGUUGGUAGCUACGAAUGGAGCCCGCUUCGUUUAUUCUCAAGUUGACGCCAGUCUGCAUUGGCAGCUCGGUCGAAUGAGCCUGUGCUGCAAUUCUCGAGUGCAGCGACGCCGAUGGCGAUAUGCCCUGACAUGUUGUCGAGGCCGGACGGUAACCGUUGGUGGCGUCGGCGUCUACGAAGUGGUCUGUCAGCCCCGGGUACUCCUGGAUCCUGCGUGGAAGAAGAGAAAACAGGAAAGUGGACGAAGUUCAGAAAAUCAAGACCCUACACCGACCUAUCCGGUCGAAAUCCACCAGAAAAGGGAGGACUCUGAAGGUUCAACCUUCCUUCUCCAACAUUCCUCAAUCUCGUCUCAGCCUCCUUUGGGAGCAGCUGCUUCUGUACAUUCUGCCUAUGCUCUCCUUCAUUAUUUGGCUCAUCCGGUUUCCACCAUCCCCAUCCUCCUAAUCCUCCUUAACAGCCGGUUUCUCGUUACCACGAGAGAGCAUACUUCUGCCAAGCUCAACGUUGAAGCCGCUGAGACAGCGUUCACAGUCUAA
Protopolystoma xenopodis is the source of this 645-nucleotide messenger RNA. The record is from the annotation of a GenBank genome assembly. Lineage: Eukaryota; Metazoa; Platyhelminthes; Monogenea; Polystomatidea; Polystomatidae.